CAGUUGGAGUCCAUAUGUUUUAAUCAAAUAUAGGCCCAUGUCACACUACAAACAAAUCACUUUGCUCACAGCGCUCUUCAGAUUGUCCUAAUUAAGAGCUGUCUAAUUAAAUUACAGCCUCGAGUUAACCAAUGGCAAUACUUGUUUCAUUAGCGAAGCAGGCAGAGUGAUGGAAAGAAAAUCCUUCCUGAUUGCAGGAUGGUGUCAAUUGGCUAAUUUGCUGCCUUCGGUAUCUCAAGUCAUCGCAAAGGCGUUUUCGUAGUGUUACAUUAGGAAAAGGCGUGUGCAAAAGCCUGUGAUAUAGGUUGAGCUAAUAGUAGCUUCCUAUUGAGCUAUGCAGGUCGAGAAUUGCAUCUCGCCGGCGAGUGAUCUCUCCAAGAAAUUUAUGAAUGUGGGCAGUGGCUUUCCGAGCUCCAAUGGAUCAGAGCUUUCGUUGCAGGACCAUCCUAUUAUAUCCGCAAGUGACAACCUGGAGAGAAGUUCACCUCUGAAAAACUCUAGGGAGAUGACGAAUCAGUCAGAGGCAGACAAUUUUCCCGACUCCAAGGACGCAUCAGGGGACGUCCAGAGGGGCAAACUCUCUCCUGAUCUUCACGGAGUCUCUGACAUCCGUCAUAAUUUCGAUGGAUCUGCAGGAGAAAGGUGCAUCUUUUCACCAUCCACCCAGCCGCAGUCAGUCUCAGCAGCUCCCAGUGCCAUGUUCCCCUACCCGAGCCAGCAUGGACCAGCGCACCCGGCUUUUUCUAUCGGGAGUCCCAGCCGCUACAUGGCCCAUCACCCGGUCAUAACUAAUGGAGCUUACAACAGCCUACUGACCAACACUUCUCCGCAAGGCUACCCGGCGGCGGGCUACCCUUACGCGCAACAGUAUGGACACACGUACCAAGGAGGGGCUUUUUACCAGUUCUCCUCGGCGCAGGCAGGACUGGUUCCGGGGAAAGCGCAGGUGUAUCUGUGCAACAGGGCCCUGUGGCUGAAGUUUCACAGGCACCAAACAGAGAUGAUCAUCACAAAGCAAGGACGACGAAUGUUUCCAUUUUUAAGCUUCAACAUUUCUGGCCUCGACCCAACUGCUCACUACAAUAUAUUUGUGGAUGUAAUACUGGCUGAUCCAAACCACUGGCGUUUUCAAGGAGGAAAGUGGGUGCCAUGUGGAAAAGCAGACACAAAUGUGAUAGGCAAUAGGGUUUACAUGCACCCGGACUCUCCAAACACUGGUGCGCACUGGAUGCGUCAAGAGAUCUCAUUUGGAAAGCUAAAGCUGACAAACAACAAAGGUGCCUCGAACAACACGGGACAGAUGGUGGUUCUCCAGUCUCUCCACAAGUACCAGCCCAGGCUCCAUGUGGUGGAAGUGAACGAGGAUGGGACAGAGGACACCAGCCAGCCGGGGAGAGUCCAGACUUUCACCUUCACAGAAACGCAGUUCAUCGCCGUCACAGCUUACCAGAACACCGAUAUUACGCAGCUGAAAAUUGACCACAAUCCGUUUGCUAAAGGAUUUCGGGACAACUACGACACUGUCUACACAGGCUGCGACAUUGACCGCCUAACUCCAUCACCGGGUGACUCUCCGCGUUCACAGAUCGUGCCGGGUGCGAGAUAUGCCAUGCCUAGCUCUUUCCUGCAGGACCAAUUUGUCAGCACUUAUGCCAAAUCUCGCUUUCACCCUGGCGUGGGGACUGGUCCUGGCACGGAGCGCAGCGUCCCACUCGGCAACAGCUUGCUAUCCCCGCAGCAAACCGAGGAGCCCACUGUUGCCACCCCCCCGCAGCGAUGGUUUGUCACCCCUGCCAACAACCGACUGGACUUUGCUGCCUCGGCAUACGACGCCGCUGAUUUCGCCGGUAACGCGGCCACCUUGCUGUCCUACGCAGCGGCCGGAGUUAAGGCUCUUCCCCUGCCGACUGCAGGCUGCUCCAACCGGCCUCUUGGCUAUUACGCAGACCCGUCUGGCUGGGGAGGACGCACGCCGCCGCAGUACUGUGGUGUAAAUAGUAAAUCCAGCUCGGUCUUUUCCUGCUGGCCCGCCAACUCAAUCGGCGGCAGAGCCGGCACCAACUACCUGUCCGAGGAGGGAGACUCCAUCACGACGGAGAGGUCACCGAUCGGGGCGUCGGAAGAGACCAAACCCAAAGACCUGACGUCCGAGUCGAGCUGGAUAGAAACGCCGUCCUCCAUAAAGUCCAUCGAUUCCAGCGACUCUGGGAUCUUUGAGCAGGCCAAAAGGAGGAGAAUCUCACCUUCUGCCACGCCGGUUUCAGAGACAGUGUCCCCGUUAAAAUCCGAGCUGCUGGCACCGAGAGAGUGUGAGAAGAACUGCACAAAGGACAUUGGUUACUACAGUUUCUAUCCUCACAGUUAAAACAAAGGAAAAAGUGAAUCUAUCUAUCUAUCUAUCUAUCUAUCUAUCUAUCUAUCUAUCUAUCUAUCUAUCUAUCUAUCUAUCUAUCUAUCUAUCUAUCUAUCUAUCUAUCUAUCUAUCCAGAUUUAUCAAUAAAAAAUAAAAACAAAAAAAUCAUGAAAAGGACUGUCACCUCCACAUCUAAUGGCCAAAGUGUAAAUUCAGUUCUGCCAUAAGUUGGGCGCCUUGUUUCCAGUCAGAAUCACUGUAAAUAUGAACAUAGUGUACAUAAAACUGGACAUUUGGUGAUAGUGAUUGUAUCUACACAGAAUAGGCUAGUUUAAAUCUGAUCCAUAAGUAGUGUUUAAAAAAAAGAAAAGAAAAACCUCGAACAUUCUGGAGAAUGUGUACAUGAAAUGUUCUUGUGUAGCAUAUACUGACAUAAUAAUCCCUGUCAGUGGAAAAAAAAAGAAUCAUAUGUAUUUUGUACUUUAUCAAAGCUGUAGGCUGCCAGAGGUCUAACUAACUCACUGCUACAUUCAUAAUACAUGUGCUUAAAGAAGUUCUAAAUGUUGCUAAUGUAGACUUAGGGUCUCUUAUUUAUUUCUAUUGAUUGAUUUCAGCCGCUUAUUUUUCAUAGCUUUGUAUGCUAUGCUGUUGUGGAAAAUCUCUGUAUCUGCUGUAAUGUGAUUGAAACAUAAUAAAUGAUGUUAUCAUCAGGA
Acanthochromis polyacanthus (spiny chromis) is the source of this 3066-nucleotide messenger RNA. It is a transcript of the gene tbr1b, whose product is annotated as T-box brain transcription factor 1b. Gene Ontology annotation, biological process: commitment of neuronal cell to specific neuron type in forebrain; positive regulation of DNA-templated transcription; regulation of neuron projection development. Gene Ontology annotation, molecular function: DNA-binding transcription factor activity, RNA polymerase II-specific; RNA polymerase II cis-regulatory region sequence-specific DNA binding. NCBI's taxonomy places the organism in Eukaryota, Metazoa, Chordata, Actinopteri, Pomacentridae. The record is from RefSeq and is a predicted model, not a curated record. Gene Ontology annotation, cellular component: nucleus.